GCGAAGCGCACAUUAGCGCGAUUCCAUCGUUGCGAAUACGUUGCGAAUUCGGCUGUUAACUUCGAAUCCGCAAUCGUGCGCACACUUGCGCGAUUUUUUCCGAAAUUCGAUGGAUUCGUCUGAUGAGGAGCUGGCGCUUAUUUACCUUGCAGUAAACAAUAAAAUAAAACAAAAUAAAACAAGCAUGAAAAGAAGAAAAUGGAUCCAUGAAAUUAAUCGCGAUCGGAAAGAAAAUGGCGAAUUCUCUACUUUGAUGUCCCAGCUUCGCAAAGACCAUAUUCGUUUUUAUAAAUAUUUCCGAAUGACUAUUGAGUGCUUUGAUGAAGUACUGAGUAUUAUUAAAAAUGAGAUUCAAAAAGCAGACACACAUUUGCGAGAGUGCAUAGGACCCGAAGAACGACUUGCCAUUGCCUUAAGAUAUCUCGCAACUGGCGAUUCAUUUAUCACAAUUGGUCAUAGCUUUCGUGUAGGAUUUAGAACAGUCAGCUUGAUUGUUAACGAAGUAUUUGAGGCGAUAUCAAAAAAAAUGGAAAGAAUUUAUUUGCCGGAACCAACAAUGGAAAUUUGGGAAAAAUCUGCUCAAGGAUUUCAAGAUUUGUG
Molecule: messenger RNA, 600 nt
Organism: Rhagoletis zephyria (snowberry fruit fly)
Lineage: Eukaryota; Metazoa; Arthropoda; Insecta; Diptera; Tephritidae
Source: RefSeq, a predicted model, not a curated record